AGCCGGCUUCUCCAUAACCAUAAAUGCGGGAGAAGGAUGCCUGCUGGGAGUAUGGCGACAAACUGGAUGGGAACAGGGUCAGGUGCAGAUUCUGCCACAAGGUUAUAAAUGGUGGAAUAAGCAGGUUCAAGUUUCAUCUGUCUCAAAUUCCAAGCAAAGGUGUCAACCCUUGCAUCAGGGUGACUGAUGAUGUCAGGGCAAAGGUGAUUGCUCUCAUAGAAGCCAAGGAAUCACAGAGGGAGCUCGAGCUACUCAAGAGGAAACGUGUAGCUGAAUUGUCGGUGCUUCCAAAAAGAACACGGGAGCUUUCGUCUCAGCCUUCAUCUCCAGGGCCUUCUACUUCGCCUGCUAUUAUUCCUGCAGUUGAGCCUACUCAGCUCCUUGGUCUUGAAGUGCCUGCUCUGGUGCCGAGAUUAUCUGGUGCUGCAAUCAAGCCGCGUCAGGCUCCAGGGUUGGAAGCAGAGCGGUGCAUAGCCGAGUUCUUUUUCGAGAAUAAGUUGGACUAUAGUAUCGCAGAUUCCAUUUCAUGCAAGCAUAUGCUGGACACACUUGUUGGACAGGGAUUCCGAGGGCCUUCAGCAGAUGUCUUGAGGACAGAGUGGCUUCCGAAGCUUAAGUCUGAGAUUUUGCAGCGAACGGAGGAGAUCGAAAAGGAUUGGGUGACUACAGGCUGUACUAUAUUAGCUGAUUCGUGGACUGACAACAAACUGAAAGCCCUGAUCAACUUCUCUGUGUCGUCUCCGCUAGGGACGUUCUUCCUCAAAACAGUAGAUGCUUCUCCACACAUCAAAAAUCACAGAGGGUUGUACGAUCUCUUUGAUGAAGUGAUUCAGGAAGUUGGUCCAGGCAAUGUUGUUCAGAUUAUCAGUGAUAGGAAUAUAAACUACGGCAAUAUAGAUAAGCUCAUCAUGCAGAACUACAACACCAUUUUUUGGUCUCCUUGCGCUUCUUUUUGUGUAAACUCAAUGUUGGAUGAAUUCUCCAAGAUUGAUUGGGUUAACCAAUGCAUCUGUCAAGCACAAACAAUCACAAGAUUUGUCUACAACAACAAUUGGGUUCUUGAUCUUAUGAGGAAGUGCAUGGAAGGGCAGGAGCUUGUUUGCUCUGGGAUUACAAAGUCUGUUUCAGACUUCCUCACUCUGCAAUCACUGCUGAGGCACAGAUCAAAGCUGAAGCAAAUGUUUCACAGCCCUGAAUAUGUAUCUUCUUCAUAUGCAAAUAGAUCCCUAAGUAUUUCCUGCGUUGAGAUCCUCAAUGAUGAUGAGUUAUGGCGAGCAGUUGAAGAGAUAGCGGCUGUUUCAGAACCUCUGUUGAGAGUCAUGAGGGAUGUCUCAGGAGGCAAGGCAGCUAUUGGUUAUAUAUAUGAGUCUAUGACAAAGGUGAUGGACUCAAUUAGAACAUACUAUAUAAUGGAUGAAGGCAAAUGCAAGUCAUUUCUGGAUAUUGUGGAGCAAAAGUGGCAAGUAGAGCUGCAUUCGCCUCUUCAUUCAGCAGCUGCUUUCCUGAACCCAAGCAUCCAGUAUAAUCCAGACAUCAAAUUUUUAUCUACUAUCAAAGAGGAGUUCUACAAUGUCCUGGAUAAAGUGCUUACAGCCCCAGACCAAAGGCAUGGUAUCACUCUGGAACUGCAUGCUUUCAGCAAGACACAAGGAAUGUUUGCCUCUAACAUUGCUAAAGAGGCCCGCAACAACACCUCCCCAGGUAUUUGGUGGGAGCAAUACGGUGAUUCAGCGCCAGCAUUACAACACGUUGCUGUCAGAAUAGCGAGUCAGGUCUGCAGCACCCUGACCUUCCAAAGGGACUGGAGCAUCAUCCUUCAGAGCCACUGCGAAAAACGCAAUAAGUUAGACAAGGAGGCAUUGGCCGACCAAGCGUAUGUGCACUACAAUCUCACGCUCCACUCCGAGUCCAGAAUGGCUACGAAGAAGAAAGUGGACGGGGAUCCGAUCGCUCUGGACCAUAUCGACAUGACCUCGCCGUGGGUCGAGGAUUCGGAUAGCCCAAACUUCACCCAGUGGCUGGACAGGUUCCCAUCAGCCUUGGAUGGUGGAGACCUGAACACCAGGCAGUUUGGUGGAUCCAUCUUUGGCACUAACGAUAAUCUUUUCAAUUUAUGACAGUUUUCAGUCUGAAGUCUGACAGUUUGCUGGUUCUGUUGUACAAGUGCUCACUGUAUGUCUUCUGAUCUUUAUGUAGUUCAGUCCUCCAUAGACUAGAUUCUAGAUUUAUAUCAAGGUGAACCAUAUAUGUUACUCAUAUUUAGGCUUAAACAUAUCAACCUGGAGUAUGAACGAUGAUUCUGAAAAUUGUGUGGUCAUUUUUUCUCUGAAAAGAUGUUCUGUUCAUGCU
Molecule: messenger RNA, 2349 nt
Organism: Lolium rigidum
Lineage: Eukaryota; Viridiplantae; Streptophyta; Magnoliopsida; Poales; Poaceae
Exons: 3
Coding region: 24-2117 (697 amino acids)
Molecular function (GO): DNA binding; protein dimerization activity
Source: RefSeq, a predicted model, not a curated record